AUGGAAAGUGUUGGAGAACUUUCAGGUAUCUCCUGCAACCGGGCUAUUUCGACCAACUCCAAGCAACUGGAAGAUUGGGUUGUCCAUGAACACAAUCGUUACCAAUGCAGCAUCAAAGUGGACGACAUGUUCCUUUCGUUGGUACCUAUCCAGACGAUCCUAGAUGGUGAUUUGAAUCACAAUUUCUUGAUUGGUGAUAUGCAAGUAACUAAUGCUUUUGAUGCAUCUAAGCUUAUCAUCAACCCUAUUUGCGAAGAAGCAGAUGCUUUCAGGAUUGGCUUGCCAGAUGACGGUGCGAUUGUUGUCAUCCAAGAGGAUGAUGAAGAGGCUGAGAAGCAAAGGAUAAAGGAGCAGGAAGAUGCGUGGCUGGCGUUGGAAAUGAAAUCUGUGUAUGACAUUCAGAAUGCUACUGAGGUAAACACAUUCAUAUAUAAGAAAUUCAGGAUUUCUGUCAAAGUGACUGGAAUUGAUACCGACUGGGGUUGGUAUUAUUUCGGAUGUGGAAAGUGCCAGUUCAGGGUCACCAAGGAUCUGAAGAAGGAAGGAGCCACAAAACCUCGCCCCAAAGACCCGUGUGGUACUGUGACAGAUGCAAAUCAAAUGUCAAAACUGUUGAAGCAAACUUCCUUCCUGCUAAACGGAUCAUACGAUGAGAUUCAGGAUCCAGAAUUAAUACCCGAUGACGUCAAGAGUUUAGUUGGAAAAAGUUUCGAGUUUCUGGUCGGUGUCGAGAAGGAACACAUUGUGUAUGGAAAUGACACCUACAAGGUGCAUAAGGUAAAGAAAGGACUUCUCAUUCUCGACACGGAAUCUGGCGAUGGACCAUUCACUGCCAUUGAUAAUGGUUCGACCAUUGCAUCUGGCGAGGAGUUGUCGGUUGUCAAGAGUAACAGCCAAAGCAUUUCAGAUGAUGGUUCAACCCCAUCACCGAAGCGUGAUUUUGAAUCAAUGCAUGGUGUCCCAGCCGGCUCUUCCACUUCGAAGAAGCAUUGCCCCAAGCAACUUCCUACAGAGCCAGUAGAGAGCUGGUCAAUCCGGAUGGACUAA
This is a messenger RNA of Microthlaspi erraticum, 1047 nucleotides long. Lineage: Eukaryota; Viridiplantae; Streptophyta; Magnoliopsida; Brassicales; Brassicaceae. The record is from the annotation of a GenBank genome assembly.